AUGGCGAUCAUAUCGGCAUUCACAAUCAUUCGGGCGAUCUCGCUCUUCCAUCUCACAGCUGCCUACUUCUUCCUGGCGGCACCCAAGAUCAUCUCCGACCAAAAUGUGGUCUUCAUGUUGGGAGAAUCCAUGAGACUCGUGGGUCGAGACACUCUCACCUCUACAGCACUUCUACAGCACUUCUGACUCGGGCACAGAACCAUGCGGGAUCUCUUGAGAAGCCAAGCGAAGCGUCCGCAUUCAUCGGCGUGCUCCUCGCCUUCAUCGGCCUCGCAGAUUUGACCGCCGCUUCCAUGGAAGAGGCCACCGCGAUUGAAUACUGGUUGUCGAAUGUGCCGGUACGACUGGCGUUCCUCUUCUCCCUGACGGGAUAUGUCUUCCUGUGCAAGGAAGACGGCAUCUUCGGCUCCAGCUCCAGCUCGAUUGGCAAGAUCUCCCUCGGCGAGCCACUCCAAAACAGUCUCGUCUUCACCUUUGGCUUCUUCGAGAUCGCCGCCUGGUUUUGGGUAUGCUCUCCUUGCUCUUGAUGUUCUUCAUAAUGAUGCUGGUGGAUGGCUGACGUGUUGCCAGACAUUCACUAACCUGCGCGAAGAGCGACGCGAGUUGGCGCGCAAGCGGCUCGAGGAGAUGAAGGCGCAGCAAGACAGGCUCUGA
Molecule: messenger RNA, 654 nt
Organism: Lecanosticta acicola
Lineage: Eukaryota; Fungi; Ascomycota; Dothideomycetes; Mycosphaerellales; Mycosphaerellaceae
Source: the annotation of a GenBank genome assembly